GAUUUAGAAUGUCAGAAUGUUCGAAUCAUAUGAACCCCAUCCCGAAGCUGGAUGAUGAUCGUGGCAGUUAGUUUCCAGUCGACUCUCCAUCCGGAUUAACGUGCCUACUUUCUUCUGCCUCUGAUGUUGGCAAUUGAACAGAAUCAAUCUUCUCAAGUGGUUUAGCCGAGUUAUGUAACAACUGAACGAUGUGGAGUGUUCAACGAGUUGCAGUUCAUUUAUUCCUGACGGUGGCUGGUAGCUGUAUUGUGGUGGGAAAAUUCUGUAGUGAAAGUGAAAAAGUGCCCAAAUUAGUGCAGAACGUUACCAAAGGAGUGGAAUAUGGAGUGUGUAACUAUUACUGCAUGUUCGGGGAGCAUACCUUACCGGUUACGGUGACCGUUGAAAAGUUGUCAUGUGCUUUGGAGUACGAAACUCGCAAGAAGCAGGUUUGCUGUGAAGGUUAUCACCGUUACGGAAACGAAUGUCUUCCUUCGUGUAAGCAUAAGUGCAUCUUCGGUGAAUGUACUGCACCGGAAACGUGCAGCUGCUAUGGUGGUUACAGAAAAGUGAACGAAUUCCUUUGUGAGCCAGUAUGUGAUUCUCCAUGUGAUAAUGGGCGCUGCGUUGCCCCAAACUCGUGUAUCUGUGAUGAAGGGUACGAGAAAAAUUCGGAGGGAAAAUGCGUGAUGAGAUGCAGCAAGCAAUGCAAAUUUGGAUGGUGUGAAGAAAAUGAAUGUCGAUGCCAUGAGGGAUAUUCGUUGGAUCCAGUAGAUGAUGGGCGAUGUGUGGCUCAGUGUGAACCAGACUGCCAGAAUGGAAACUGUGUGCAGCCGAACAUUUGUCAGUGUUUGCCAGGCUACACCCUGUCUCCGGUGUUCCCCUUUUUGUGCGAGCCUGUAUGCACCGGCAACUGCCAUAACUGCAUCGCUCCGGAAACAUGUCUUUGCGAGGAAGGCUACCAGCUGAACGAUCAGAAGGAAUGCGCUCCUCUAUGCGACAGCGUGGACUGCACCAACGGAUUCUGCGCUCAUCCGGAAGUAUGCCAGUGCAACGACGGCUACCAGUUCGUGGAAGGCGAAUGCAUUCCGUUGUGUGGCGACGAUUGCGUCAACGGCGAGUGCGUUGCUCCGGGGGUUUGCGUCUGCGAUGAUCUGUAUCGGAUGGGCACGAAUGGGACGUGUGAACCGUAUUGUCCGGAAGGCUGUUUGAACGGCGACUGCGUGGGUCCGGGGGUUUGCCGAUGCAAGGAUGGAUUUGAAGUAGGUUCGGCGAAUGGGAUUUGUGAGCCACGGUGCAGCAGACCGUGUGAGAACGGUAUUUGUGCGGGACCCGAUCAAUGUGUUUGCAGCGAGGGAUUCCAGUUGGACCGAAAGGAUGGAAGCAAGUGUGUCCCGAAGUGUGAGAAACCAUGCGUUCACGGAAGAUGUGUGGCGCCGGAUGUUUGCGAGUGCAAUAAAGGAUACGUGAAAUUGGAAAACAGCCGCAACGUGUGUGAAGCGAAGUGCACGAACGGGUGCUCAAAUGGAAUCUGUGUCGGUCCGGAACGCUGUGAAUGCCUUCCCGGUUAUUUUGCAACCACGAGCGCACUGAGUUCAAAGAAAUCGAUCUGCACGCCCUACUGCAAGAACAAGUGUGUCAAUGCAUACUGUAUUAAGCCGAACGUUUGCCAGUGUAUUUCCGGGUAUCAAUUUGCGGACAAUAGCAGUAGCGUGUGCGAACCAAUUUGCGACGCAGGAUUGGUGGACUGUACAAACGGACAGUGCAUCCAGCCCAAUAUCUGCGAGUGUAAUGAAGGCUUUGUGCUAGCGAUACGCGAUGGAAGGAUGGCCUGUGAGCCGAAACCUUGCGAUCGUGUCUGUGUGAAUGGGUUUUGCGUUGGGAACGAUCAGUGCAGUUGCCAGGAAGGGUACCGGAAGUCACCGAUGUACGACUUCAUCUGUGAGCCAGUUUGUGGUGAUGGAUGCGUUGAAGGGGUGUGCAUCGCUCCUGGAUUGUGCGUUUGUAAAGAAGGGUUCAGCGUAGGAGAAGAUGGGACUUGUCAACCAUUGUGUACGGAAGUGGAUUGCAGUAAUGGGGUAUGUUUGGGCAACGACCAGUGCCUGUGUAACGACGGGUUCCAGUUGAAGAGGAACGUCAAGGGUAUAUUGGAAUGUGCUCCUUUGUGUGGAUCAAGUUGUUUAAACGGCCGCUGUAUAGCUCCUGGACAUUGUGAAUGUGACGAAGGGUAUCAGUUGCAUGAAGUUUUGGAUAUAUGUGAACCGUUAUGCAACCCACCUUGCACUAAUGGCGAAUGUGUGGAGCCAGAUCUCUGCACUUGCUAUGAGGGAUUUGUUCCGGAAAAUGAGGAGUUGUUCGACUUAAGUCACGUGUGUGUUCCUUUCUGUGAUCCGAACGUUGUAGACUGCAGUGAUGGAUAUUGUGUAGGAAACAACCUGUGUCAAUGCAACGACGGAUUCUAUUCAAUUGUUGAGAGUGGUGUUAGAACUUGUCUACCUGUUCCCGAGCCUACCAUUGUGGAAUGUGAUGUUCCGACUACUUCUACGACAACAGUCCAACCCGAAUGCAUAUGCGAGACGCCGAAUCCAUGCCCUUUGGUCACUUGCCCCCCUAUUCCGGAAACAACACCGACUCCAAGCUGUGACUAUACUUGUCCCGAACCAGCUCCAUGCCCUGAAGUGCAGUGUCCAACAGUUCCUCCGACUACUACCGAAACCUUCAAGCCGUGUGAAUGUGCUACCCAAGCUCCUUGCCCAGUAAUUGAAUGUCCUCCACCGAUCAUUAUGGAAUGUCCUACUCCGGAGCCAGAGCUUAAAUCGGAAGAAGUCGCACAGUAUAUCUGUGACGAUAGCUACGUCGACUGCAGUCAUGGAACGUGCCUGGGAAACAACAUCUGUGAGUGCAAUCCGGGAUAUCGCAGAGGUGUCGGAGAACAGGAAGUGAUUGUUUGUGAACCGGUAUGUGAGAAAGCUUGCGUGAAUGGAGUCUGUGUAGCGCCGGAAGUUUGCGAGUGUUUCGUUGGGUAUGCGGAUCAUGGCGAUGGAUUGUGUCGGCCCAUCUGCGAAGAGCCUUGCGUGAAUGGAGAAUGUAUUGCGCCGAAUGUAUGCCGUUGUGCCGUUGGAUAUGAAGAGGAAUGGGAUGGGAUGUGCCGUAAGAAGUGUGAGCCUGAGUGUCGCAAUGGGAUUUGCUUGAAUGGAGAGUGCGUUUGUGACGAAGGAUACGUGCUAGAUCGUGAAAAUGUUUGUAGCGAGGUAGAAGUAGAGAAUGUGGAAAGCGAUGAGGUUGAGGUUGACGGUCGCCAUGUAGGAGUUUUGCAGAGUACGUUUGAUGCUGAAUGCGAGGAUGGGUAUGAGAUGAAGGAAGGCUUUGAGGAAUGCGUGCCGGUAUGUGAUGAUUGUGAUAACGGAAGUUGUGUAGCACCUGGUGAAUGUGAGUGCCUCGAAGGAUUCGUUCGAAUGUAUACUGAAGGAGAGGGAUCUUGUAAACCAACAAUGGCAACUGAAUCAUCAGUUGAAGGAACUAGUAGAUCAGAAACUGCAGAAAUGAAAGCUGCAGAACAGGUUGAAGUUCGCAGAGAAGAAAAAUUCAGCUUCAUAUCAAUUUUCAAUCGCACUCAUCUGUUGAUAGCGGCUGUUUCUGCGGCAGUUGCCUUAGUCUUAAUGCUGGUGUCAUAUUGGGUUUGCUCUUACAUUAGCAGACCUACUCCCAUUCCCACCGAAACAAUGAUUGAUUGAGAACAAAAGCUGAAUAAUUCAUCUACUAACCCACCUAGUAUUCAUCAGUGCCACAUCUACAAAAAAAAAAAAACUUCGUUAUAUUUAUUCAAUGGUUUCGUAGUCGCUUAGAGAAAUAAAUAAAACACAGUACACGUUCGUUACCUAAAACUGA
Messenger RNA from Aedes aegypti (yellow fever mosquito), 3867 nucleotides. RefSeq names its product fibrillin-1. The transcript has 8 exons. Bases 189 to 3713 code for a protein of 1174 amino acids. Lineage: Eukaryota; Metazoa; Arthropoda; Insecta; Diptera; Culicidae. The record is from RefSeq and is a predicted model, not a curated record.